UCGCCGAGCCGGGACGCCGCCAUCGGUCGGUGGGCUGCACCUUCAUAGGCUGCUGCUCCCCGGGGAUCGGUGUACCGGCGCCUGCCAGGGAUUUGUCAUUCGCCGCCGCGGGCGGAGCCUACGGACCUGCCCUCGCACCCCGCUCGCCCAGCUCGGCUCAGCCUGGCCGCCGGAGCCCUAGCGCAGCAUCCUCGGACUGCUCAUGCUGCAGCUGGUGGCGAGAGGCUACCCUGCCGUUCAGUGACCUCAGCCUGGUCCCCGCGCGUCGCCCGAACCGCUCCCCACGAUGGCUGAGCCUGGGGCCCCGCGUCCCGCUUUGGCUCGGCUGGGACCGCGCCGCGCCAGGUGCCCCCGGUACCCUCGCUGAUCCGCUCCAGGCCGGGGAUCGCAGGGCCCGGGAGCCCCGAGCGGUCGCCUCUCGGCCGCGCCCUUCCCCUCCGCCCUCUCCGUGCUGUGUUCCCCGGGCUAGGGGCUAGGGGACCUAGACAAAGCCCCACUUUGUGCGGGAGGCUGGCGUGGAAUGUGCGCGGCGGCGCGCGCCCCCUCCCCGCCCCGCCAGCUGCCAGUCUUGGCUCCCGGAAGGGUCGCGACGGAGAAGUCACCCCCCCACCCCUGGCGCUACGCUCGCCCCUUACAUCCCCUAUCCCCUGGGUCCAGACUGUGAGCUCAUGCGGGCCCCCUCACGCGCGCCAGUGUGAGUGUGCAAGUGUUUCGUAGAGGAAUUUCUCUCCAAAACUGGGAGUGGGCACUGGUGCCUUGGGCCUCCUUUUCAGCGUUGCCGCGGAAGCUGUUUGGCCUCAGUCUCCCCACCCCCCGGGGCCCUCACUCUUCUCCUCUCAGCCAUCCUAGAUCGCUGCGAGUCAUUGUUCUCUCUGCCAAAUGGGGGUGCUUUAUACAAGCUGCCAAGUUGGGGUGCGUUCUCUUCAUCCCGUUUUCCAAACAAAACAGGGCUUCUAAGGCGGACCCUGGGCAACCCACCUGGCCAUCCCUCCAGGUUGAAGCGCUGAUUCUUUCUUACCGAAUAGUAUUUUAUUGUACAGGAGCCACGCCCUGGUUUCUUAAAGGCGCCCGUCACUGUUUGGCCAUGUGUUAUCUCUUCAGCGGGAGUGUGGGAAACCUGUGAGGCACUUCAUUUUCCCGCCUCCUGAUAUAUCCUCCCACCCUCGUCGAGGAUUUAGGGAUGCCAGGCGGGAAGAAGGUGGUCCCGAGUGGCAGCAGCGGUGCCUCCCCGAACACAGCCACCGCUGCUGCAGCUGCUGCUGUCGCCCACUCUGGCAUUAAACGUUUGGAGACCAGCGAAGGGGCCUCAGCACAGAGAGACGAGGAACCGGAGGAGGAAGGAGAAGAGGACCUACGAGAUGGAGGUGUCCCUUUCUUCAUCAACCGAGGUGGACUGCCGGUGGACGAGGCCACCUGGGAAAGAAUGUGGAAGCAUGUGGCCAAGAUUCACCCGGACGGAGAGAAGCUGGCCCUGCGCAUCCGUGGGGCCACGGACCUGCCCAAGAUUCCCAUACCAAGUGUGCCUACUUUCCAGCCAACGACGCCCAUCCCCGAGCGCCUGGAAGCUGUGCAGCGCUACAUCAGGGAGCUGCAGUACAAUCACACAGGGACGCAGUUCUUUGAAAUUAAGAAGAGCAGACCUCUGACAGGGCUGAUGGACCUGGCCAAGGAAAUGACCAAAGAGGCUCUGCCAAUCAAAUGCCUGGAAGCUGUGAUCCUGGGAAUUUACCUCACCAACAGCAUGCCCACCCUGGAACGCUUCCCCAUCAGCUUCAAGACCUAUUUCUCAGGGAACUACUUCCGCCACAUUGUGCUGGGGGUGAACUUUGGGGGCCGCUACGGAGCCCUGGGCAUGAGCCGGAGGGAGGACCUGAUGUAUAAACCCCCAGCCUUCCGCACACUCAGCGAGCUCGUGCUGGACUACGAGGCGGCCUAUGGCCGCUGCUGGCACGUGCUGAAGAAGGUGAAGCUGGGCCAGUGUGUGUCCCACGACCCCCACAGCGUGGAGCAGAUCGAAUGGAAGCACUCCGUGCUGGACGUGGAGAGGCUGGGCCGGGAAGACUUUCGCAAGGAGCUGGAACGUCAUGCCCGAGACAUGCGUCUCAAGAUUGGCAAGGGGACAGGCCCUCCCUCUCCCACCAAGGACCGGAAGAAGGACGUUUCCUCCCCACAGAGGGCCCAGUCUAGCCCCCACCGCAGGAACAGCCGCAGUGAGCGACGGCCUUCAGGGGAGAAGAAGCCGGCAGAGCCCAAAGCCAUGCCAGACCUCAAUGGGUACCAGAUCCGGGUGUGAGGCAGAUGCCAGCACCCCCAGGCCUCCUCUGCUUCUGGAGGCCCUGACCUACCUACUUUGUUCAGGCAGGGGCUGGUGCUGGGCUGGGCUGGGCGGUGAGAGGCAGGAAGGAUGCCUCGCAAGUCAGCCCCAGGUGACUUUUCCUCUCGUGGAGUCAGGCGCCUAACUUUGGGCCAAGAAGCAGUUAGUAUUUUAUUUGGAGUUUUAGCUCCACAGUUGAUGUUUAAGGUGUUUGGCGGAAAAGACAUGGAUAUGCUGGUUGCUGUCAAAGCGUGCUCUCUAAGUACUGUGUGUCUUGGGAAGAAGGACUUGCUGGUUCCAUGGCUCCUCGUUUCAGCAGUGAUCGGGGUUGGUGAGCCUCGCCAGCCUGUGGGAUUAGGGUGGGAUGGGAUAGGGAUGGAGAAUCAUGACCCAGGGAAAGGGAAGCAGGGUAGGGGUGCCCCGAAAAAGCUCCAUUUAUUCCUCAAAUCAGGAACUUGGCAGAGAACACAUCUACCUACGGUGGAAGCCUAUGGCCCAGGAGAGCCCUGGGGUCAGUGUGACUCUUUAGAAAACACUGUGCCGCCCCCAACACACACACACACACACACACACACACACACACACACACACACACACACACACGCACGCACACGUCACCAUGGCCAGCACCACAGGAUUAGGCUCUGGGUGAACCAGGAGAGACCAUGCAGGGAAGAGUUCCUGGCCCCCAGCACAUCUGCUGGUUUAGUCUAAUCUUGGACUAUUGCUGAAGAGCUGGACUUUGUCGAGCCCAGAACUGCACAGGGGACACCAUUGACCUUGAGAAACUGACUGUGCAUGGGGUAGUUGAGUGGGGCUCUCUAGAUGUCUGAGUGGGCUCUUCUCUCCCGUUCUAGUAAUCUCAGCCCUUGCUGGGGAAACAACACCAGACCAGGAUGCUUAUACCCCAGGCCUUAGCUACCCAUUUAGGCUUGGGGUAGCAGCCAACUUGAGCAGUUCCAUGGGGCACCGGCAGGGAGGAGGUCAGGAAGCAGGAGUUGUCUGUCUCCUGGCCCUCAGGCAAGAGAUCCCUGAUGGGAGAGUGAGGUGUGGAGAGGGGCUGUCAGGACUGGGACAGGAGAGACAGCCCAGGAGUUGGGCGUGUAAGUGAGAAGUGUGUGAGGCAGUUCAAGAGAGGGCUGUGUGGGGACCAAGUUCCCUGCAGCACAGACAGUGCUCGGCAGGUUGCUGGAGGCUCUAAGUGACGAGGAUCGCAGGGUGAGGAGACCUUGAGGGGGCUUUCCUGAGAGGCAGAGUCAGCCGGAGCAGCUGCAGUGUGGCUGCAGAGGGUUGAGGGCGUGGAUAAGGGUACCAGAACUAGGAACUCAAAUGCAGAAAGUGAGGAAGGGUUCUGGGAGGGGACUGUGCCCAGGAAAGAGCUUAUCCCAUUAAAGUGGGCUGCUGUGUCCUGCUGUUCCCACAGUGCAGACCCUAAGAGGUGGUUGGGGGGAGGGGAUGUUUUGCUCUGUUCUUUUUGUUAAGGCCAGGACUCUGAACUGGAACGUGAAUUGUAAUUUUUUUAAGUUAACCAUCAGUGCAAGGUGAGAGAGUACCAGCCUGCAACCUCCGGGGUAGGAAGCUUGGGCUGGUUGGGCGGCGACUCCUGCUGCACUGUGGAUGGAAAUGUGACAGUUUUAAGUUUCCCGGAGGCAGAAAGGGCCCACUCCCUGUGUCGUCCCCCUUAUCCCACCCUGCAGAGAUCAUGUGUGGGGUUGCUGUUUCACCAGAGGGAAUGCAGUAGGAUGGAAUGGUGACGCUCUUGCCUGCCUGAAAAUGGAUGGUGGCUGGAAUCAGAGGAGGGGGCGGGGAUGCCUUUGCUGGUGACAAAUCACAUAGAGGCUGGCUGCCCAUCACACCAGCAGCUCCUAGGCCCAGAGCUAGGCCCACGAACCCAGCACAGGCACCACGGAAGGCCAACUGCUUAGUCCCUUGUCUCACCCGGCCAGUUCCAUGGCUGGAGCUCCAAAGGGUCGGGACACUAUUUGAUCCACCUCAGAGUUCAGGGAGUAGAGACAGUGGUCCCCAUGCUCCCAUGCCCAUUUGAGAGGUACGAGGCUGGACAAGAUCUUUUCUGACUGUGAAUGUGGCUGCUUAUCCAUAGCCCUGUAUGUCUCUGGGAACCCCAAGAUGUGACAGAGUAUGGGAGGCAGAGGUGUGAGGGAAGCUUAGAGGUGUCAGGUAAACUUAGAGAAGAGCUCCAGGUCCCAGAGCCUUAGGACAGUGGCUCUGAGCUGUUCCUUCUCUGAGGCCCAGGGGAGAAGGAAGCAGAUGGAGGUUGGGCUUGUUCAGGCUGUGGGGGAGCAGCUGAUGGCCGGCUGUAACCCUGCUGUUCACCCCUCCUGAGCUAAGGGCCUCCGGCCUGUGGAGACUGUCAUAGGCCACAGUGGUGCUUUUUAUUUUUUACUCUUUCUCAUAUGUAGCAAGCCACCCUCCCCUCCAGGACCGUCUGCACGGGCUGCGCUUUCUGGGGCUGGCCUUGCAGUGUGGUUUCUGGGGAGGCAAAGGAGGGGACGUUGGGGCCUUAGUCACCAUCCAUGGCGUCACUUCAUCUCACUUCCUAUGGGGACGGGGACCUGGCAGGUGUGACCCAGACUUCCUGACUCAGGCCUGCCUUUCAGCUUCUCUGCCCCACCCUUGGGGGCUGCUGGCUGAGGAGGGUCAAGGUGAGGUCAGAGUAAGUUCCUUGGAGGAGGUGGCUGGGGCCAGACGUUCCCUGUGUUUGGUGUUGGCUCAGAACACUGGAAAGUUGGCUUCAGAGAACCUUCCUCUCCACCCAGCUCCCUGCCAGUCCUUUCCCUCCAUAGCCUCACAUUCCCAUGCUCCUCUCAUCCCUCACGCCAGCCGCUCAUCCACGGUGGGCACGGCCAAGUGAGCAGAGCAGCAGCCCCCUGGAGCCAGACACGAUGAUGAAGCCUAGGGACCGGGUACUGAGGAGCAGACUCAGAAAAUUGACCAUGGCUGAUGUCUAGUCCUUCCUGUCAUUUCAUGCCCCAGCCCCUUCCAGCUGGGAUGACUUCCUGGCUCAGGGAAAUAGGUCUAAUGGUAACUGUAGUGCCCCGAGGUCUGUGUCCAUGAACACCUGGCUUUCCUGCCUGGAAUGGGUUCUGGCUUAACACAUCACUGCCCCACCCUGACGUGCUGUCAGUGGUGUUAAGAGUGCAAGGAUAUGCAGGUGGGGACCCAUAAGAGAGGGAUAAAAGGCAAGCAGAUUCUAGAGGGAGUAGAUGGGAGCUAAGGAUUAACCCUGCCAGGUAUCUCAGCCUCCGGCCAGCAUCUCCAGGCAGGUGGGGCUGCCACAGUGCUAGCUAGCUGCUUGGUGCUUUGGGGCCCCAAGCCUCCUUGUUAAGUCUAAAAAGAAGUCUGGAUACAGUCGACCCCUGGGCCACUGAUGAUGGACCAUCCACCCCGUGUUUUGUUCAGUUGAUGUGUUGUCCUAGAUGUCAUUAUCCCUGUCUUUGUAUCAGUAUUACCCCCGCCUUUCAGCACAGUUUGUCUCAUUCCUUUCUCACUUUCCCCACAAAAUGAAUAAAGUCUCCCAGCUCCUGUUGUAUGGGCUGGCAGAAACCACGCGAA
Mesocricetus auratus (golden hamster) is the source of this 5887-nucleotide messenger RNA. RefSeq names its product vasohibin 1 (gene Vash1). The record is from RefSeq and is a predicted model, not a curated record. Gene Ontology annotation, biological process: regulation of angiogenesis. Gene Ontology annotation, cellular component: cytoplasm. Bases 1181 to 2293 code for a protein of 370 amino acids. NCBI's taxonomy places the organism in Eukaryota, Metazoa, Chordata, Mammalia, Rodentia, Cricetidae. The transcript is spliced from 7 exons.